Argentina anserina (silverweed cinquefoil) is the source of this 1231-nucleotide messenger RNA. Its product is annotated as probable O-methyltransferase 3. Gene Ontology annotation, biological process: methylation. NCBI's taxonomy places the organism in Eukaryota, Viridiplantae, Streptophyta, Magnoliopsida, Rosales, Rosaceae. The transcript has 2 exons. The record is from RefSeq and is a predicted model, not a curated record. Gene Ontology annotation, molecular function: S-adenosylmethionine-dependent methyltransferase activity; protein dimerization activity; O-methyltransferase activity. Bases 4 to 1107 code for a protein of 367 amino acids.
AAUAUGGAAAGGCUAAACAGCUUUAGACACAUUAACCAAAAAUGGUCAAAUGGAAAGCAUUCCAACGAGCUACUCCAAGCUCAAGCCCACAUAUGGAAUCACAUCUUCAGCUUCAUAAACUCUAUGUCCCUUAAAUCUGCAAUUCAACUAGGUAUACCAGAUGCUAUCAACAAACAUGGUCGCCCUAUGACCCUUUCUGAGCUCACAUCUACCUUACCAAUCCACCCAACCAAAUCCCACAGCGUCCACCGCCUCAUGCGAAUAUUGGUUCACUCUGGCUUCUUCGAUAAGAAACAGCUGAGUGAAACUGAAGGGGAAGGUUAUACGCUUACUGAUGCCUCCCAGCUCCUUCUGAAGGAUCACCCCUUGAGCGUAACCCCCUUCUUAAACGCCAUGCUCGACCCUGCUUUGACCAAGCCAUGGCAUUACUUGAGCACUUGGUUCCAAAACGAUGACCCUACGCCAUUUGACACAGCACAUGGCAUGACGUUUUGGGAUUACGGGAACCAUCAGCCAAGUAUUGCUCAUUUCUUCAACGAUGCCAUGGCUAGCGACGCUCGUUUAGUCACCAACGUGGUAAUUGACGAGUGCAAAGGGGUGUUUGAGGGAUUAGAUUCAUUGGUUGAUGUUGGAGGUGGUACAGGAACUGUGGCCAAGGCCAUUGCUGAUGCAUUCCCACAUAUUGACUGCACUGUACUUGAUCUCCCACAUGUUGUGGCUGACCUGCAACGAAGUAAGAACUUGAAAUACAUCGGAGGUGACAUGUUCCAGGCAGUUCCUCCUGCAGAUGCAGUUUUACUCAAGUGGAUAUUGCACGACUGGAAUGAUGAAGAAUGUGUCAAAAUACUUGAGCGAUCGAAAGAGGCAAUUACAGGCAAUGGCAAGAAAGGUAAGGUGAUUAUUAUAGAUAUGAUGAUGGAGAACCAGAAAGGGGAUGAGGAAUCAAUUGAAACACAGUUGUUCUUCGACAUGCUGAUGAUGGCCCUCGUCACAGGAAAAGAAAGGAACGAGAAAGAAUGGGCUAAGCUCUUCACUGAUAGCGGUUUCAGUGAUUAUAAGAUAACUCCCAUUUUGGGUUUAAGGUCUCUCAUUGAGGUUUAUCCUUGAUAAAUAUGUAUGACAGUGUGUAAAAUGUAAAGCCAAAGGCGCUACCUGGCUGGCUACCUCAGAAAAUAAUGUAGUACGUACUGUUUUUUCUCUAUAAAAAAAUAAAAUAUUUCAUUGCUUGUUA